Aureococcus anophagefferens is the source of this 1149-nucleotide messenger RNA. RefSeq lists its product as hypothetical. Lineage: Eukaryota; Pelagophyceae; Pelagomonadales; Pelagomonadaceae. The record is from RefSeq and is a predicted model, not a curated record. Gene Ontology annotation, cellular component: microtubule; kinesin complex. Gene Ontology annotation, molecular function: microtubule binding; microtubule motor activity; ATP hydrolysis activity. Gene Ontology annotation, biological process: microtubule-based movement. The annotation marks the transcript as partial. The transcript has a single exon.
AUGCCGAACAAGACCAUCAAGGUCUGCGUGCGGACGCGGCCGACGGCGACCUUCGCCGCGGAGCAGAUCGUCAUCGACGGCGACAAGAACUCCAUCGUCAUCAACAAGAAGCAGACGGCGGAGGAGGCGGCGUCGACGCUGAACAACGCCCAGACGAACUUCAAGUUCCAGUUCCACCACGUGCUCCACAACGCGUCCCAGGACACGGUCUACGAGACUUUGGCGCGCGACGUCGUGCAGGACGUCGUCGACGGCAUCAACGGCACGAUCAUGACCUACGGCCAGACGGGCAGCGGCAAGACCUUCACCAUGCUCGGGGACAUGAACAACUACAUGCACCGGGGCAUCGCGCCGCGCUGCAUCGCCCACGUCUUCGCGGAGGUCGGCGCGCGCAUCGAGACGGCGUAUCGCAUCUCGUGCACGUACAUGGAGAUCUACAACGAGCGCAUCUUCGACCUCUUGAAGGCGCUGAGCGACGAGGACGCGCGGGCGGAGUACACCAUCGCCGAGGAGCGGGGCGGGCGGGGUGUUUUUGUCCGGGGCCUGACGGAGGUCGAGGUGUCGUCCGAGGCCGAGGCGCUGAAUUUGCUCUACUCGGGCCAGCUCGCGCGGACGACGGCGCAGCACAAGCUCAACCGCACGUCGAACCGCUCCCACUCCAUCUUCACGAUCGUCAUCCAGCAGCAGUCGCGGUCCGGCGUGUCCGAGCGCGUCGUCACGUCGAAGCUGAAUCUCGUGGACCUCGCCGGGUCCGAGCGGCUCAAGAAGACGAUGGAGUCGAGCGACGGCGCGUCCGUGCCCAUCGACGCGACGUUGAAGAAGGAGUCCAUGUACAUCAACCAGUCCCUGACGUACCUGGAGCAGUGCGUCGUCGCCCUCGGGCGCCGGGGCGGGGGCCACGUCGCGUACCGGCAGACGAAGCUGACGUCCGUGCUGAAGGACGCGUUGGGAGGCAACUGCGCGACGCUCCUGUUCGCCUGCAUGUGGGGCGAGGCGGCCCACUUGGAGGAGACGGUGUCGACGCUACGUCUCGCGAGCCGCAUGAUGCGCGUGCAGAACUCCGCGCACGCCGUCGAGCAGGCGGACCCCGCGAAAUUGGCCAAAAGGCAGGAGCUCACGAUCCGCGAAUUGCGCCAGGAGCUCCUCAUG